Equus caballus (horse) is the source of this 685-nucleotide messenger RNA. RefSeq names its product CD52 molecule (gene CD52). The record is from RefSeq and is a predicted model, not a curated record. Gene Ontology annotation, biological process: positive regulation of cytosolic calcium ion concentration. Lineage: Eukaryota; Metazoa; Chordata; Mammalia; Perissodactyla; Equidae. Gene Ontology annotation, cellular component: sperm midpiece.
GGCCCGGACGACUGCAUGCCUUCACUCCGUAAAUCCGCAGCUGGAACGCUCACGGCGCGACUUCUAUCACCACCUAACCCCGUCCGGGGAGCCGCGUCGCCUCCUCCCGCCUCCACGCGUAGCCAUGCCUGCCUCCGCCUCCCCUGCCUCGUGGUUCAAAAGCAAUCAAGCCAAAAAGAGCCUGCAGACAGCCCUGCGUUCAUUUCCAAAAGUUGCUGCCAAGAGAGCCACCAAGAUCCUCCCAAGAUGAAGGGCUUCCUCUUCCUCCUGUUCACCAUCAGCCUCCUGGUUAUGAUUCAGAUACAGACUGGAGUCUUGGGAAACAAGACCAAGACCAUGACCACCACGAAGAGACCCACCAAGGGCGCAGCGCCAGCACUCGGCAGCCUGGGUGGUAGCUGUGUCCUUCUCUUCUUUACCAACGCCCUCAUCCGGCUCUUCCACCUCAGCUGAGGUGACACACCUCAGCCCUAGCCCUGUGCCCCCUGAGACACCUGCCAUCAUCACUAGUGAGAGAACCACCCUCCCUUCCCCCUUAUCCUUGGGAAGGGUUGACACCAGAGAUGACCAGGUUGUGGGAAUUGACCAGCAGUGCCUUGGGGGCAAUGGCCAACACAGGGAGGGACUGAUGUGGAGGGGCAAGCACUACCCAGCUGGGGGUCAAUAAAGUUGUCGUGUACUUAGA